AUGAUCUCCAAUAUCGAUCAUCCCGGCAAUUUCCCCUUUCACACCCUCUCGGCGCCUACAUCUCUAAUAAUUCCUCUUUUAGGAAGUGCACAUUCUUUGAGGUACCUUGUCUACUUUGCACACUACAUUUACGCUAACUCGACCAUGAAUAUUGAUCCCUCCACUCCACUUCGUUGCAGGGAUUCAGAUGCGUCACAGUGA
This is a messenger RNA of Penicillium hordei, 201 nucleotides long. RefSeq lists its product as uncharacterized. Bases 1 to 201 code for a protein of 66 amino acids. The transcript is spliced from 2 exons. The record is from RefSeq and is a predicted model, not a curated record. Lineage: Eukaryota; Fungi; Ascomycota; Eurotiomycetes; Eurotiales; Aspergillaceae.